This is a messenger RNA of Camelina sativa (false flax), 1867 nucleotides long. Its product is annotated as glucose-1-phosphate adenylyltransferase small subunit, chloroplastic. The record is from RefSeq and is a predicted model, not a curated record. Gene Ontology annotation, molecular function: glucose-1-phosphate adenylyltransferase activity. Gene Ontology annotation, biological process: glycogen biosynthetic process. Lineage: Eukaryota; Viridiplantae; Streptophyta; Magnoliopsida; Brassicales; Brassicaceae.
GAUCUUUUUUCUUUAGACACUUUCCCACAAUCACAAGACAACAACAACAACAAAGCAGAAGAAGGCAUUACAACUCUCACUCCUUCCUCCUUUGACCCACUGAGAUUUGAUCAUAUACCGAAAUCGAGACUAGUUUCAAAUACAAUGGCGUAUCUCGCUGUAACUGGGGUUCUUAAGGUACCUGCUGCUUCUGCUUCGAGUUUCCAUUCCACCGGCAGCAAAUCCACUGAGGCGGUUCCGACGAGGAGUACUCUUUCUUUCUCCUCCUCUCUCGACGAGAAUGUUUCACUCAGAGCCUCCGUCUCCCGUUGUGUCGGCCGAGAGAGCAGGAAUCCGAUGAUCGUCUCUCCUAAAGCCGUCUCCGAUUCUCAGAACUCACAAACUUGUCUCGAUCCUGACGCCAGCAGCAGUGUUUUGGGGAUUAUCUUAGGAGGUGGAGCUGGGACUCGUCUUUAUCCUCUCACCAAGAAGAGAGCGAAGCCAGCUGUUCCCCUUGGUGCUAACUAUAGGCUUAUUGAUAUCCCUGUUAGCAACUGUUUGAAUAGCAACAUCUCCAAGAUCUAUGUCCUUACUCAGUUCAAUUCCGCCUCUCUCAAUCGUCAUCUCUCUCGAGCUUAUGCGAGUAACAUGGGAGGUUACAAGAAUGAAGGUUUUGUUGAAGUUCUUGCUGCUCAACAAAGUCCUGAAAACCCCAACUGGUUCCAGGGGACCGCUGAUGCGGUGAGGCAAUACUUGUGGUUGUUUGAGGAGCAUAAUGUUUUGGAAUAUCUGAUUCUUGCUGGGGAUCAUUUGUAUCGAAUGGAUUACGAGAAGUUUAUUCAAGCACAUAGGGAGACUGAUGCUGAUAUCACAGUUGCUGCAUUACCAAUGGAUGAGCAACGAGCCACUGCUUUUGGCCUGAUGAAGAUUGAUGAGGAAGGACGUAUUGUUGAAUUUUCCGAGAAACCAAAAGGGGAGCAACUUAAGGCCAUGAAGGUUGACACAACGAUUCUAGGUCUUGACGAUAAGAGAGCCAAGGAGAUGCCUUACAUUGCUAGUAUGGGUAUUUAUGUUGUUAGCAGAGAUGUAAUGCUCGAGUUACUACGCAACAAGUUUCCUGGAGCUAAUGACUUUGGAAGUGAAGUCAUUCCCGGUGCCACUGACCUUGGACUGAGAGUGCAAGCUUACCUAUAUGAUGGAUACUGGGAAGACAUCGGUACUAUAGAGGCAUUCUAUAACGCUAAUCUCGGAAUCACCAAGAAACCAGUUCCUGAUUUUAGUUUCUAUGAUCGUUCCGCUCCCAUCUAUACACAGCCACGUUAUUUACCACCGUCUAAGAUGCUUGAUGCUGAUGUCACGGACAGUGUCAUCGGAGAGGGCUGUGUUAUCAAGAACUGCAAAAUCCAUCACUCCGUGAUUGGACUCCGUUCCUGCAUAUCAGAAGGUGCUAUUAUUGAAGAUACGUUAUUAAUGGGAGCUGACUAUUACGAGACUGCUUCGGAAAAGAGCCUCCUAAACGCCAAAGGAAGUGUACCCAUAGGUAUUGGGAAAAAUUCUCACAUCAAAAGGGCCAUCAUUGACAAAAAUGCACGUAUUGGUGACAAUGUCAAGAUCAUAAACAGCGAUAACGUGCAAGAGUCAGCAAGAGAGACUGAAGGAUAUUUCAUAAAGAGCGGAAUUGUAACCGUUAUGAAGGACGCCUUAAUCCCAGCCGGCACUGUCAUCUAAAUUACACACAUAAUUAAUGCCUCCUUUGUUUAUUUUUCUUUCUUCCUAUAAACACAAGCAGAAACAGACUUUGAUAAUGUAUACCCCCUAUCAAUAAGUUUUCUUUGUGGCUUUUAAGCCCCAAUAAAUCUACUAGUAGUUGUUCUGCUCUUUAGAACGA